AUGGCAGACUUUGCGUUCCGAGAUAGGGCCCUCGUGGGAAUUUUUCCAGAACACAAGCAAAUGACAAGCUAUGGGGAUCCACUUGCGCUGACUUUGAGCCAGUCAGCCGUGGUGCACCGUCUUAUCGCGAGUGGAACUGCUCCAUCCUAUGGUGCUGCCGACGCGAAACGCGAGGUCCCAUCCAUCGCUUCCGACUAA
This is a messenger RNA of Penicillium manginii, 198 nucleotides long. RefSeq lists its product as uncharacterized. Lineage: Eukaryota; Fungi; Ascomycota; Eurotiomycetes; Eurotiales; Aspergillaceae. The record is from RefSeq and is a predicted model, not a curated record. The transcript has a single exon. Bases 1 to 198 code for a protein of 65 amino acids.